AUGCCGGUGGAGUGUAUAGACUGGCAGCGCUUUGCCUACGGGCAGACAUCAGACAACAGCUCAUCGCUCUCCAAACCCCCCCACAGUCGCUCUCCAGAAGAUGCACAGAGAGAGGGGGAAGCAGCUUCAGCAGAGUCUGCCACUCCUGCUGCUGUGAGGGACGCGAAGGAGGUGGGGUCCUCCUCUGCCCCUGCAGCGAAGGACUCUGCGCCUUCAGACCCUGCGCCCUCCUCUGCAGCAGAGGCUCCGCGAUCCGAUGGCCGGCCAGCUGCUGCUGAUGCUGCAGAUGAUGCUGCUGAGCCAGCAACGCCCCCCUCGCGUGUAGCUUCCCUGCACGACAGAGGGGGCGGCCGGUCGGGCUGGCUUUCCUUUGGGAGCAGCAGCGGGGGCAAGCACAGCGGGGCGAGCCGGAGUCGCCCGAGUCACGCCAGCAGCGGGAGCAAGAGCAGCAGCAGCAAGAGCAGCAGCAAGUCGGGCAGCAGUGCGAGCAAAAGGAGUUCAUCAUCAGUUGCUUCAGCACAGGAGCCCGGGGAAACCCUCUCGAAGAAGCGCAAGUUGCUGAAGGGGGGAGUUGCUGCGUGUGGGGCCACGAGCAGCGACGGCGAGUCAUCUGCUGCAGCGCAGCAGCUCAGUGCUGCUGCUGGAGAGGGGCGUCUUUCUAAGGGCGGACGGAGUGUCUGCCGCAACACGAAGAACAGCAGCAGCAGCACCAGUGAAGGCGAGCCUUCAGACAGCGACGAGGAGUCGCUUGACGCGCUGCAGCUCUGUCUGCAGGAGUCGGAGGCCAUGACCGACUUGUUGGUUGAAGAGCUGGGGGGCCCCACAGAGGAGGGCAAAACUCAAGUCCGACAGCAGAUAGGGGAGGGCCGCUGCCACUGCCGCACGUCACUGGGCAUUCCGAAGGCCCUGCAGCAGCACUGCGAGGAGGUCUGGGAACGCCUCAAAGACUACCAGAAAUGCGGAGUCCACUGGCUAGUCUCCAUGCACAAGGCCAACAGAAACGGCAUUCUUGCAGAUGAGAUGGGACUUGGCAAGACCGCGCAGACUUGUGUGUUUUUUAACUACGCGUAUUCCAGCGGUCUUUUGUCCACCCCAACUCUCAUCGCUGCGCCUGCGUCUCUCGUGGACAAUUGGGUGCGAGAGCUGGAAACUUGGGCCCCUCACUUGGCUGGGCGAGUCGUGAAGUAUGCGGGGAAACAGUCUGAGCGGCGCAAUAUUGCCCUGGAGUGUAUAGACAGCUUGCAGGGUUCAACGCCGUUUCGGGUGUUGGUGGCCUCUGUCAAUUCGCUUUCAAACAAAUGGGAUGUUCAGUAUUUGCGCCAGCUGAGGCCGUUUGCUUAUCUUGUAGUAGACGAGGCUCACGCGCUAAAAAACAAAGAUUCUCAGGUUUAUAAGAACAUCAACAAAAUGGCUCGCUGUGAAAGGCGCAUUCUGCUGACAGGCUCACCUAUUCAGAACCGAACUGGUGAGCUGCGCAAUUUGCUGCUUUUCCUGAUGCCUGCGGUGUUUGAUUCCGAGUCCCUCGACUUGGCCCUCACCGCCUUCGAGCGGCAAGCACAGCGCCAGCGCGCUUGCGAGGCAAAGGCGAAACUCAAAGCCAAUAAGGCGCAGCAGGCGGGAGACAAGCAAAAAGGACGGCAGGAGCAGCUGCAGCCAGAGCAGCAACACAAAACCGAGCCUCCAUCUGCAGCCGCAGAGGCCGAGGGAAACAGUGGCAGCAAUAGCAGCAACUGCAGCAGCGGUGCCGGAAGCGGCCAAGAGCAGCAAAAGCAGCUGGGGGAAACUACGGAUACACCUGAAGAAGAGAACAACGACAAUGCGAAUGACAGAAGCUUCUUAAGCCGCGCCUUUGCGACUUUGGCUUCUCGGGGGGCAAAGCGGAGCGAAGUCGGGAGACUGCCUGCCGACGUGACUUGCCUGCAGAGGGUGCUGUCGCCGUUUAUUUUGCGUCGUCUUAAGAGUGAAGUGAUGCAAGAACUUCCAAGAAAGACAAACAUAGUUUUGCGGUGCGAGCUCGAAGGGUCCCAGAAGACCCUCUACCUACGGGAAGUUCGGCAGCAUGAGUCCGACCUCGCCCUCUCCCUCAGGCGGCUCACUCAGUCGUUUGCCCUUGACGGCGACACAGACCAGAUCACAAGCAGCGCGCGCAGCGGCACUGGCACUGCAGCACAGAAGGGGGACACAGGCUCAAGCGGCCAGCAGGCCAAUGAGGGAGAUUCCAGAGAACCUGAAGCGGGCGGGAAACGCUUUGUGAGUAGCCUCCUGUUCCGCUUGAGGCGUAUAUGCAAUCAUUCGCUCUUGAUGCAGGGACGAUACACUUCGGAGCAGAAAGAUCGCAUGGCGCGUCAUUACGCUUAUCAUGUGGACGGGUUCAAAGGAAAUCCUAUCGAGAAAAUCCGCGCAGAAUUUGAUAAGUGGAGCGACUACGAAAUACACCAAGGCGUUCGCUUACUAGCCGAACAGGGAGACAUGAAGCUUGCCGACCUUGCACUGCCUGCGGAGGCAUUCCUUGAAAGCACGAAACUAAGAAAGGCCCUUGAACUUCUGAAGGAAGUGCAAAACAAGGGAGAGAAGGCUUUGGUGUUCAGCCAAUUUACGACUUUCCUAGACGUUGUGGAGGAGGCGCUGCAGCUGCACUUGCCGACUUUGCGAUUCUGUAGACUGGACGGCUCCACCGUCGUGGAAGAGCGACAGCGACUUGUUGAUGGAUUUAAUCAGACUGAAGAAUGCACUGCUUUUCUCUUAUCUACCAAGGCAGGCGGGCAAGGCCUUAACCUCACUGCAGCGCGCACUGUCAUUCUUCUAGAUCAGGACUGGAAUCCGCAGAACGACCGACAGGCUGAAGACCGAGUGCACCGCCUGGGCCAAACUCACGAAGUGACAGUUUACCGCCUUUGCUGUCGAGGCACAGUGGAAGAGUCUAUUCUCAAGUGCUGUCAGCGAAAGCUGGAUUUGGACAGCGCCUUUGGAGGCAACUCGGAAGUUCUUCAAGCAGCAAUAUUGCGACUGAACUCAUGUGCCAGCAGCACUCCGCAGGCUCUCUUAGAGUUUAGAGAGUGGAGAAAAGUGGUGAAUUCCCAGAAGGCGCCUCUUUCGCUGCUUUGUUCGUGGACAAGGCAAUCUUCCGAUAGCGGAGAUGAUGAAGACUUUGAGGACUUUCAUUUAUUGUGCGACGAGUUCAUAGAUAACGGAAGAGCAGUUAAGGGCGGGUCACGGUUAGCGGCUGAGCUGGACUCGUGGCUACUUGCACAGCCCCACGGUGAAGAUGUCAGCUGGAGAGGCAGCCCUAAACUCCAGAGGCAGUGGUCGGACCCGUCAUCGGAGGCAGAGCUAAAGACAAAUCUAGCAAUGGCUGUGAGCGGUAGCCAGCGAACAGAGAGGUCUCAGCUAUAUUGGAUGAAACGUUGA
Messenger RNA from Eimeria tenella, 3408 nucleotides. Its product is annotated as SNF2 family helicase, putative. NCBI's taxonomy places the organism in Eukaryota, Apicomplexa, Conoidasida, Eucoccidiorida, Eimeriidae. Gene Ontology annotation, cellular component: nucleus. Bases 1 to 3408 code for a protein of 1135 amino acids. Gene Ontology annotation, molecular function: ATP binding; DNA binding; ATP-dependent chromatin remodeler activity. The transcript is spliced from 11 exons. The record is from RefSeq and is a predicted model, not a curated record.